Silurus meridionalis is the source of this 1790-nucleotide messenger RNA. RefSeq names its product solute carrier family 35 member G2b (gene slc35g2b). Gene Ontology annotation, cellular component: membrane. The record is from RefSeq and is a predicted model, not a curated record. NCBI's taxonomy places the organism in Eukaryota, Metazoa, Chordata, Actinopteri, Siluriformes, Siluridae. The coding region runs from base 268 to 1518 and encodes 416 amino acids. The transcript has 2 exons.
GUCUCGGCAGCGCGCAUCCAUCUCCAGCAUCUCCAGACACACACACACACACACACACACACAGUCUCCUCUCCAUCCAGCCUUCAUCCUUCCGUGAUUGUGUCGCAGGAGGACUGAAGCAUGGGGGAACAUGGAACAGCGCGGUGCUGCGCCUCCUAAAAACGAGCCGCCCACAGACCUCCUGCUCUCCAUCCAUCCUGAGGAGCUCGGAAGCUCGGGAGAUCAGAGGCACUAACCGGAAAAAGAUACUUACCUGAACCAACAAACAUGGAUUCAUCGCCAAGCAGUCAGCAGUAUGGUACCAAAAAACGCGUCAAAAUACACCCAAAUACCGUCACGGUAAAAUAUGCCACGCACUUCCCCCAGCCGGGUGAUGAGGGCUAUGACGAUGCACCUUCUUUUGAAGACUUUGGCUCCUUUCUGGAAACCAAUCCCAGCAAAAAGUUGGUGACAGACUCUGGCCAUGGCAGGACUUUCUUUGGAACUAUGGAUGUGCGUCCUAAACCCUCAGGAGAGCAAAAGGAUAAAGGAGUAGGCGGCCAGCUGGCGAGUUUUGGCGAAGCCUCGGUUUUAGCCUCGCGGGUCACCUGGGGGGCGCUGUUUGGCGCUGCGGUAGCUCACGGCUGCGUAGCUCUGAUUACACGUCUCGCAGCCGAUCGCUCCAAAGUGCCCUCCUUGGAGCUCAUUUUCAUCCGCUCAGUAAUUCAAGUGUUGUCCAUAGUGGUGGUCUUGUACAACAAGGAAGCCCCAUUCGGCCCGAAGGGAUACCGUUUGCGACUCUUCUUUUACGGGGUUUGCAACGUCAUUUCAAUCACCUGCGCAUACACGUCGUUUGCUAUCGUCCCACCGAGCAAUGGGACCAUCAUGUGGAGAGCCACGACAACGGUGUUCAGCGCCAUCUUGGCCUUCCUGCUUCUGGAUGAGCGCCUUGGGUACACGGAUAUAAUCACAGUGGUGGGCAGCCUCUUUGGGCUGUGCCUGGUAAUGAUCCCUAACAUUGCUGACGAGGAGAAAUCACCCCUUGGUUUCUGGAAGGAGGCAUUUGGGUACACUAUGACGGUGAUGGCCGGGCUCACGGCGGCCCUCUCGAUGAUCGUGUACCGUGCCAUCAAGGAGCGUGUCAGCAUGUGGACGGCGCUGUUCACAUUCGGCUGGACAGGAACCGUGUGGGGGGCAUCCACGAUGUUUGCCAUGCAGGAGCCAAUCAUCCCUUUGGAUGGCGAGACAUGGGGCUACCUGAUUGGCAUUUGCAUCUGCUCGACCGUGGCGUUCCUUGGGGUUUACUACGCCCUGAACAAGUUUCAUCCUGCCCUAGUGAGCACCGUGCAGCACCUGGAAAUUGUCGUGGCCAUGUUCCUGCAGCUCGUCGUGCUGCGUAUGGUGCCAUCUGCUUACGACAUCUUCGGCGCAUUGGUCAUCAUGAUCAGUGUGUUUGUUCUCACGGGCCUCAAGCUUUACUGGGUGGGACGUGCCAUUCGACAGGAUUACCAGGAGAUCUUGGACUCGCCGAUCAAAUAAGGAUGCCACUGACGUAUCUGUGUGUGUUUGUUUGUACACUAUGUGUGUGUGUGUAUGUGUGUGUGUGUGUGUGUGUGUGUGUGUGUGUGUGUGUGUGUGUGUGUGUGUAUCACAGUGUUUCCCCAGGCAUCCCCACAUCCACAGGCACUCUAAAUGUGCAAUCGAUGAAUGUCUUAAUAUUCUAUUUAUUUUGUAUUGUGUUGUUGAAAGAGUGCCAAUGAUAUUAUGUCUUUGCUAAGUGUUGAUGUGUGAAAUAAAAAAAUUUAAAAAAG